CUCUGCCUCCGGUCACCCCCACAAAACCCUACCCCUCUUCCAAAACCCUCGCAUCGUCGUCUUCCUCGGUCGGCCCACCUGCGCAAGCGCGCCUCCAGCCCACAUCUCUCGCCCUCGACUGGGAGGAGAACCAGCAGAGCGCAGCCGAGAUGCUCGGGGCCUCGAGGCGAUCCCUCUGCGCCGGCGCCGCCGCCCGCCGCCACGCCGCCGCCUUCGCGGUCUCCGGAGACGCCGCCGCCGCCGCCUCCUCCUCCCCCUCCCUCUCCCCCUCGGCCCCGCCGCGUUCGGUUACAAACCCAGAGCCUGGUGUUUCUCGGCUUGGAGGGAAGAGGUUGUUCUCUGUGCUUGCGGCUCCCAAGCUUAAUGGAGCUGAAAGCUUGUCGUCCCUCAAGCUGAGGGAGAGUGCCCUUGUUGGGAGACGGUAUGAAUCGAGUGCUGCAGCAGUUGAUUCAUCUGACGCGCCACCUGCCGAGAAGUUUGAGUAUCAGGCUGAGGUCAAUAGGCUCAUGGAUUUGAUUGUGCACAGCUUGUAUAGCAACAAGGAAGUGUUUCUUCGGGAGCUGGUCAGCAAUGCAAGUGACGCACUUGACAAAUUGCGCUAUCUGAGUGUCACUGAUCCUGAUCUUCUUAAGGAUGGCCCUGAACUUGACAUUCGCAUCCAAACAGACAAGGAUAAUGGAAUAAUAACGAUUACUGAUUCUGGGAUUGGUAUGACGAGGCAAGAACUUGUUGAUUCUCUUGGAACUAUCGCAAGCAGUGGAACUGCCAAAUUCCUGAAGACAUUAAAGGAGAGCCAGGAAGCUAAUGUUGAUAGCAACUUGAUUGGCCAAUUUGGUGUUGGUUUCUAUUCGGCAUUUCUUGUUUCAGACAAGGUCGCUGUGUCAACAAAGAGCCCAAAAUCAGAACAACAAUAUGUUUGGGAAGCAGAAGCAGAAUCUAAUUCCUACACCAUUCGAGAAGAGACAGAUCCAGAGAAGCUCAUUCCUAGGGGAACUCGUCUUACACUUUACCUGAAGCGUGAUGACAAGGGUUUUGCUCACCCUGAGAGGAUCCAAAAACUUCUGAAGAAUUACUCUCAGUUUGUUUCUUUCCCAAUUUACACUUGGCAAGAGAAGGGCUUCACAAAAGAGGUUGAGGUUGACGAGGAUCCUGCUGAAGUUAAAACAGAAGGUGAUGGUGAACCCAAAAAAGAGGUUAAGAAAAAGACAAAAACCGUUGUGGAGAAGUAUUGGGACUGGGAGCUUACAAAUGAAACACAACCUAUUUGGCUUCGGACUCCUAAGGAGGUAUCAACUGAGGAGUACAAUGAAUUUUACAAGAAGACCUUCAACGAGUAUUUGGAUCCCUUGGCCUCCUCACACUUCACUACAGAGGGUGAAGUAGAAUUCAGGUCAAUUCUGUAUGUGCCUGCUACAAAGAAAGAGGACAUAACUGAUAGGAAGACUAAAAAUAUCAGGCUUUAUGUCAAGCGGGUGUUCAUAUCAGACGACUUCGAUGGAGAACUGUUCCCAAGAUACCUGAGCUUUGUGAAGGGUGUUGUUGACUCAAAUGACCUUCCCCUAAAUGUUUCUCGUGAGAUCCUUCAAGAGAGUCGAAUUGUGCGUAUAAUGAGAAAGAGAUUGGUGCGGAAGGCCUUUGAUAUGAUACUCGGCAUUUCUUGUAGUGAAAACAGAGAUGACUAUGAAGCAUUCUGGGAGAACUAUGGCAAAUUUUUGAAGCUUGGUUGCAUGGAAGACAAGGAAAAUCACAAAAGAAUUGCUCCCUUGCUCCGUUUCUUUUCUUCUCAAAGCAAUGAGGAAUUAAUUAGCUUGGAUGAAUAUGUGGAGAGUAUGAAACCAGAGCAGAAGGCCAUUUAUUACAUUGCUGGAGAUAGUUUGAGCAGUGCCAAAAAUGCUCCUUUCUUAGAGAAGCUCAAUGAAAUGGGUUAUGAGGUUUUACUUUUGAUUGACCCUAUGGAUGAAGUGUCUCUCACAAAUCUGAACUCCUACAAGGAUAAGAGUUUCGUGGAUAUUAGCAAGGAAGACCUGGACCUAGGUGAUAAAAAUGAGGAAAGAGAAAAGGAAAUGAAGCAGGAAUACAGUCAAACCUGUGACUGGAUCAAGAAACGUUUGGGUGAGAGGGUUGCUCGGGUUGAUGUAUCCAACCGUCUCAGCUCAUCACCAUGUGUUCUAGUUGCAGCCAAGUUUGGUUGGUCAGCCAAUAUGGAAAGGUUAAUGAGGGCGCAAUCUAUAGGUGAUACAUCUUCUCUGGAUUUCAUGCGUUCCAGGAAAGUAUUUGAAAUAAAUCCAGAGCAUGAGAUAAUCAAGCGAUUGAAUGCUGCGUGCAGAAUCAACCCUGACGACCCAGAAGCUCUAAAGGCAAUCGACAUCCUCUUUGAAACUUCAAUGAUUUCUAGCGGCUUUACGCCUGAUAACCCAACUGACCUGAGCGGGAAGAUCUAUGACAUGAUGAGCACAGCUAUGGCGGGCAAGUGGGCGUCGCAGCCCCAACCUGCCCAGCCAAGCCAGCAGCCUGCUGCACCUAGUAGCUCUGAACCUGAGCCGCUUGAAGCCGAGGUGGUGGAACCCGUCGAGGCUGGCCAGCAGAAGUGAGAAUCCGCAUCGUGGGAAAUCCAUCAGGGUCGAUGUCAAGUGCAUACGCGGGUGCUAUCCCAAGCUCUCUGCUUGUUCCUUUUUUAUUAUGUCGGAAUCGGUUUACACGGCAUGUAUGAUGAGCCGUGCGAGUGCUAGUAUACACUUAUCCUAGAUAGGGUUGUGGUGAUACUAAUAAUAGUACUGAACAUUUUGGCCUUGAACACGCUGCCUGCUACUUUACUUAUUCGACUACCUUAUCGGAAA
This is a messenger RNA of Aegilops tauschii subsp. strangulata, 2837 nucleotides long. RefSeq names its product heat shock protein 90-6, mitochondrial. The record is from RefSeq and is a predicted model, not a curated record. Gene Ontology annotation, biological process: protein folding. Gene Ontology annotation, molecular function: ATP-dependent protein folding chaperone; ATP hydrolysis activity; ATP binding. Lineage: Eukaryota; Viridiplantae; Streptophyta; Magnoliopsida; Poales; Poaceae.